This is a messenger RNA of Mycena citricolor, 753 nucleotides long. NCBI's taxonomy places the organism in Eukaryota, Fungi, Basidiomycota, Agaricomycetes, Agaricales, Mycenaceae. The record is from the annotation of a GenBank genome assembly.
AAUUACGGCUCAGUCCUGCGCGACUGCUCCAAGGCUAUCACUCUCAACGCGCGUUCUUCGAAAGCGUACUACCGCUCAGCUCUUGCGCUGGUGGCCCUUGAUAGGGCAGAGGAGGCGAUUGACGCUGCGACCGAUGUCUGCAGUUCGACUCUGAAAACAAGGGCGUGCAGUCCGUGCGUGCACAGGCACAGAGCAAGAAGGGACGCGAAGGAAAAGAAAGAGAGAGAGAAGCAAGAACGUUUGCGAAAGGAGCAAGAGGCGAGGUACAAGAUGCUCGCUGCUUUCAAGGAACGGAAUCUGAUCGUGCUGAAGAAGAAAGACGAUCUUGAUAAUCCAUACGAACCUCAUUUUGAUCCCGAGGAUCCAACGGGGACGUCGUUGAUCAUCCCCGUGUUCUUCCUCUAUCCUCAAUACGCGACAUCCGACAUAAUACCUGAAUUCGUCGAAGACACGCCGUUCUCCAGUCAUCUAGCAGUCAUGUUUCCACCCCAAGCACCGCCGCCAGCUUGGGACACGAAGCACGAAUAUGUGGAUGGGAAGUUGGCUGUGUACGCGAUGACGCGAAGGAAACGGUUGUUGAAGGUGGGCAAGAAGAUGUCGCUUCGAGAAGUGUGCACAGCCGCAAAAGAGAAGGAGGGCGAGCUCAAGGAUGGACUCGAGCUGAAAGACGGGUGUCUGACUUUCGUUGUGCUGCCCAAAGGAGAUGCAGAGAAGAAGUGGAUCGAUGAAUACAAGGCUACUCGGGAUAGCUGA